AUUAUAUGUCUGAUUGUAUAUAAAUAGUUGGUUUAGUAUUCAUUAGAGUUGUGACUUUUAAAACCUCAUAUUUAGAUACAGUACUGUAUUUUGGAAGUUAAAAAUAAAAUGGGAAUUGAUUUAUACGUAAACAAGUUCAGUACCCCAUCCCGGGCUGCCCUCAUGACUGUCCGGCAACUACAGGCGUCAGUGAAUAUCGCAAUUAACAUCAAAUACUUGGAUUUACCGGCAAAUGAACACAUGACACCUGAAUUCUUAAAGAUAAACCCGGCUCAUACAGUGCCCGCAAUCAGUGAUAAUGGAUUUAAUCUAUGGGAAAGCCGAGCCAUUUUGGCCUACCUGUGCAACCAAUACUCACCGGAAAGUAGUCUAUACCCUACAGAUCCUAAAACACGAGCUCUGGUCGACCGCUCCCUUAACUUCGACAACACAAUCAUGACUGCCUUUAGAGAAGUUUUGGCGGCCAAAUACUUCAGUGGAGUGGAUCCGCCCGAAGAUAAAGUGACCGCUUUUCACAACAAUUUGAAAGUUUUGGACGCUUUGAUCGGUCGCAGCAAAUAUCUGAUCGGAAAUCACUUAACAAUUGCUGACUUUUCAUUGGGGGCUAUAAUCGCAAACUAUCAUUGGUUUGACUUCUCGUUCAGUGGUUAUCCUAAUAUAGAGCGCUGGUAUUCAACGCUCAGAGAAUUGCCAUAUUUCGCCGAAAUCAACGAAUUUUCCAAAGAGGAAAGGGAUAUAGGAUGGUUUACAUCCAAACAAAACAAAUAAUUUUUUAAUUCAUUUGUUUAUUUUCAAACUCUAUUAAUGUAAACUUAUUACUGAAAUUUCACAAUUUGUAUGAGUCUUAUAUUUACGACACAAUAAAAUUUUCAGAUUCAAAA
Molecule: messenger RNA, 881 nt
Organism: Oppiella nova
Lineage: Eukaryota; Metazoa; Arthropoda; Arachnida; Sarcoptiformes; Oppiidae
Source: the annotation of a GenBank genome assembly